Molecule: messenger RNA, 405 nt
Organism: Meloidogyne enterolobii
Lineage: Eukaryota; Metazoa; Nematoda; Chromadorea; Rhabditida; Meloidogynidae
Source: the annotation of a GenBank genome assembly
AUGCAUAAAUUAGUAGCAAUUGAAAGACAAAUAAUUGUAGGAGGGGAAAAUAUGAUUGAGAAGGCGGAGAGACAAGCACAACUGUUAGAUGCUGGAAAUAGACUGAACAAGUUCUCAAUGAGAGAUUACGUAGCCAACAGGCUGAACAAAUUGAUAUUGGAGAGCAAAGUUUGGACUCAAUAUAUGCAAGCAAAGAGUGAACUACAAGAUCAAGAAAUGGAACAUCAUCGAGAAACAGAAUCUCUCCUUGAAAGCAUUAGACAAUUACAGAGAGAAUUGCUUUAUGCAAACCUUGUUAUUGAUAGUUUUAUUCCCGAUAAUCAAAUGAAUUAUAUUGAACAAUUUGUUAAUUGGAAUGAAGAAGUUGGGGACUGGCAACUUAAAUGCAUUGUUUGUGUAUUUUAA